AUGGAUGGAUCGUCAAGUACUCCAAAGCCUGGACCGGCGGCUCCGCCUGGCGCAGAAGUCAUUGAAAUGCAGGAGCCUGCAGAGAAGACUGAAUCAAAUAAGGAGGAAAACAACAAAUCAGAGAGCGAAGAGAGCCCGAAGCCUCCAUUCUUCGCCAGUUACAUUAGAAUCCUCUCCUACGGCACCGGCAAUUAUGGCUGGCUUCUUAUGAUACUCGGCCUUGGAUGCGCGAUGGGGUCCGGGAUAGCCCUCCCUCUGAUGAACAUCAUCUUUGGCAACCUCGUCGGCGACUUCAACGAGUACUUCAUUCCAGACUCUGGCGUAACGGAGUCUCAGUUCAAAUCCACUGUCAGCAAGAAUAGUUUGUAUCUCGUCUACCUCUUCAUUGGCAAGUUUGUGUUGACGUACAUCUACAUGCUCUCCUUCCGCAUGGUCAGCCUGAAGGCAUCCUCGUCUCUACGGCUAUCAUAUAUGUCCUCGCUGUUCAGUCAGCCAGUCAGCAAGCUAGACGCCAUCUCCAUCGGAAGCGUCACGAAUACCAUAACGGCGCUCUCGAACACCAUGCAGCAGAGCGUCUCGGACCGUCUAGCGAUGCUCUUCCAGUCGAUCGCUCUGCUGAUCGCGGCAUAUGCAAUAGCAUUUCGUUACUCCUGGGCACUGACGCUUGUCGUCUCCUCGGCAAUCCUAUUUGUGGUUUUAGCGUUCGGAGUGACCGUUCCAAUUCUCGUCUCGGGACAAAGAGGCGUGGAUCUCGCGGAUGAGAAACACGCCUCGAUCGCAAGCGAAGUCUUCGGGUCCAUCCGGACUGUGUUCUCUCUUGGUGCGGAAGGCCCAUUAUCUCGAAAAUACAGCGAGUGGGUCGAAGAGGCCCGCAAACGGGGGCGAAAAAUGGCCCUCGUCACAGGUCUUCAUCUUGGAAUAUUGUUCUUUAGCAUGCACUGCAGCUAUGCCUUGGCCUUUUGGUUCGGGAUUAAGCUUUAUCGCGAGAGGAACAUUUCGAAUGUUGGGACUGUGAUAACUGUCUUCUUCUCAGUCCUCCUGGUAGUGACUAUAAUGGGCGGCAUUGCAGCACCAAUCAUGGCGAUUUCCAAGGCAGUCAGUGCGUCCGCGGCGUUCUUCUCUGUCAUUGACGCGGAGGGACUACAUAGUGGUGGUCUAAGAGAGCCGGAGGUGUCGAGCCAUUCGGAUAUCGUCUUUGAAAAUGUGUCAUUCGCCUAUCCUUCUAGACCGGACGUCCCCGUGCUGAAGGGGUUCAACGCCGUUUUUCAGCGCGGGAAGACGACGGCGAUUGUUGGACCGUCGGGAAGCGGCAAGAGUACGGUUGUUGGAUUGCUGGAGAGGUGGUACCAGCUCGAUAGUAAUUCCUCGCCAGCCGAGGAUGAUGUAGAAAACGAGAAGGAUAGCGGGUGCAUCAAGGUCGACAAUCACGACAUUAAUGACCUGGACCUCAAGUGGUGGAGGGCCCAGAUCGGCCUUGUACAGCAGGAGCCCUUUGUUUUUAACGACACCGUCUACAACAACGUCGCUUUCGGUCUGAUCGGGUCUCAGUGGGAGGAUGCUCCAGAGGACGUGAAGAAGGGCCUCGUUGAGAAGGCGUGCAAGGAGGCUUUCGUCGAUGAGUUCGUCCAACGGUUACCGUUAAAAUACUCCACUCCUAUCGGCGAAAACGGCAUAACCAUCAGUGGCGGACAACGACAACGGCUAACCAUCGCCCGCGGUAUUGUUUCCCAACCGCCAAUCCUGAUACUUGACGAAGCGACAAGCUCAAUAGAUGUCCGCGGCGAGAAGGUUGUUCAAGCAGCAUUGAACCGUGUUUCGAAAGAUCGCACGACGAUUAUGAUUGCGCAUCGGUUGUCGACGGUACGAAACGCCGAUCGAAUUAUUGUGCUGAGGGAUGGGCUUAAUGUUGAAGAGGGAAGCCAUGAAGAGCUACUGCAAAGCGACGGUGCGUAUGCAGGGCUCGUAAAAGCUCAGCAACUGGGUACUUUUGAUGGAGAUGGCGUUGUCGACGAUGCUCAGCAACACUAUGACUGGGUUGUGGAAGAGGAGGAAAAGGCUGAAGACGCGCCCAAGGAAUUACCCGAAAAGCAGAUGGGCGGCUUCAAAAGCUUUGGUACCAUAUUCUACGAGCAGCGGGCAUACUGGAUGCUAUUCCUCAUCGUGCUUGUGGCCGCUGCAGGGUCAGGAUCCGGCUUCGCCCUCCAGAGCUGGCUCUUCGCAAAGCUCAUCGAGGUCUUCAAUUUUACCGGCCAACGACUCGUCGACUCCGCCAACUUUUGGGCGCUGAUGUUCUUCGUCCUAGCCCUAGCCGUAGGGACGUGCUACUUUACCCUGGGGUUCUGCUCCGUUCUAACCUCGCACUUCAUCGCAUCAUUCUAUCGGAGAGACUACUUCACGAGCCUAAUUCGAAAACCAAUCCCCUUCUUCGACGCCUCCGACAACUCCUCCGGAACACUAACCUCAAGCCUCUCCAGCUCAACAAAACAACUUCAAGAACUCUUCGGCCCCAACGGUGUAUUCCCACUAGUCUCAAUGUUUGUCAUCAUCGGCUGCGUCGCCAUCUCGUUUGCUUUCGGCUGGAAACUCGCUGCCGUUGCAUUCUUCGCCGCAUUGCCGUUCAUCGUUCUCGCGGCGUACUUUCGAAUCCAAUACGAGACGCAGUUUGAGGGUAUGAAUGCCAAGGUCUAUGCGGAGAGUUCGGCGUUCGCGGCGGAGGCGAUCAAGGCGUUUCGUACAGUGUCGGCUUGUACCAUGGAAGGUUUUAUUCUGGAAAGGUACAAGACGUUACUUGGUGAGCAACGAGAGAAGGCGCUGAGGAAGGCGUGGUAUGCGUGUGCGGUGUUUGCCUUCUCGGAUAGUGUAGACUUUUGCGCGAUGGCGCUGACUUUUUGGUAUCCUGAAUCCUUUUUAUUGGAACACAGAUCAAAUGAGCUGACAAUUGGUGCCAGGUACGGAGGCCAACUCCUCGCGUCGAGAGAAUACGACAUCGUCCCGUUCUUUGUUGUGUACAUAGCCAUUAUUCAGGGCGGACAGAUGGCUGGGAUGAUGUUCAGCUCUGGGCCGGAUAUCGCGCAGGCGAAAGCUUCUGCUGCGAGGAUCUUCCAGGCUCGUUCAACGACAUCGGAAGACUCGACACCUACUUCCCAACCUACAUCCUCUGUCCAAAAAGCCGAGUCUACCCCAUCCGAUGCAAGCGUUGAGUUCCGCAACGUCUCUUUUCACUACCCGUCCCGCCAGACACCGGUCUUUACAGACCUCAACUUGCGCAUCGCAAGCGGGCAAUUCGUCGCCUUUGUAGGGGCUUCGGGCUGCGGGAAGUCGACGCUUAUUUCACUUCUAGAACGGUUCUACGAGCCUGCCGAGGGUAGCAUACUAUUUGGGAGUGUUCCAAUAAAUGAGCUUGACGUCGCCACCUACCGCAGGAACCUCUCACUUGUCGCGCAAGACCCGAAGCUUUUCAACGGCAGUAUACGCGAGAACCUCCUUUUAGGAAUCGACGCCGACGAAAACGAGCAAGACCUGGAAGAGAAGAUGAUCUCAGCCUGCACAUCUGCCGAGAUCCACUCUUUCAUCCUUUCCCUGCCCGAAGGCUACAAUACACAGCUGGGCACAAACGCCUCCUCCGCAGCGUCGCUAAGCGGUGGACAGAAGCAGCGACUAUGCAUUGCGCGCGCUCUUCUGCGAAACCCGCGUCUUCUUCUCCUUGACGAAGCAACAUCUUCCCUAGACUCGCAGAGCGAAAAGUUAGUCCAGGGCGCCAUGGAGAAAUUAGCGGAGAACGGAGACCUGACGAUCAUUGCGGUCGCACACCGACUUGCCACCAUACAGAAAGCAGAUGUGAUUUUUGUCUUCGGGGACGAUGAGAGUCGACGGGGAUCGAAGGUACUUGAGAGCGGGAGUCAUGGUGAGUUGUUGGCGAGGAGGGGGGUUUAUUGGCAGAUGGUGAGUCUAGCCUAUAGGACCUGA
Molecule: messenger RNA, 3966 nt
Organism: Aspergillus mulundensis
Lineage: Eukaryota; Fungi; Ascomycota; Eurotiomycetes; Eurotiales; Aspergillaceae
Product: ABC transporter ATP-binding protein
Exons: 8
Coding region: 1-3966 (1321 amino acids)
Biological process (GO): transmembrane transport
Cellular component (GO): membrane
Molecular function (GO): ATP binding; ABC-type transporter activity; ATP hydrolysis activity
Source: RefSeq, a predicted model, not a curated record